Messenger RNA from Exophiala oligosperma, 6848 nucleotides. RefSeq lists its product as uncharacterized. Bases 580 to 6345 code for a protein of 1921 amino acids. The record is from RefSeq and is a predicted model, not a curated record. Gene Ontology annotation, molecular function: guanyl-nucleotide exchange factor activity; protein binding. NCBI's taxonomy places the organism in Eukaryota, Fungi, Ascomycota, Eurotiomycetes, Chaetothyriales, Herpotrichiellaceae. The transcript has a single exon. Gene Ontology annotation, cellular component: cytoplasm. Gene Ontology annotation, biological process: intracellular signal transduction.
CUCAUCACUUGUACGGUACAUUCACCUUCGCCUCACCCAGGGCAGCCUCACUCUAAGUAGCCCCCUGCCUCCUCUACAUCACUCCACGAAACUACUGUAAUGUAAAGGUGUCGUCCUCGAACGGUCCCUGUCGAUAUCCUUCUCAGCACACCAUCUGCGUGUCGCGGCGAUACCUCCCGAUUGGUCUCUGUGACUACCCAACCUUCGUACACCACAAACCGCAGUUUAGGCGGAAACACGCGACGGUGAACUUUGAGUUGGAGGAUACAAGGCUUUCCUUUGUUCUCAGAUUUUCUCGCUCUCUGUCGUUCAUUACACCAUCACUUGUUGGUCGUCAUCUGGGCAGUAUCGCCAUUGAACCUACACCAGACGCUAAGGUGACGUCUGUCAGAGGGCGAUCGGUGCGUCUCUGCGCAGGACAAGAGCCACGAGGGAAGACAAUUUGACAGGCAAAUGCGUGGGAAUAUACUACUGUCGCAGUGACCAAGUCAUGCUGGGCCUGGGCCAUGCAUCUGUACGAUAGACAUCAUCGUCCAAGAAGGAAGGCCCCGGCGUGAAGCUGCGCCAGAGUCGACGACAAUGCCUUCUGCGGUACCAGACCAGAAUAACUACUAUACCACGCACCACCGCCGACAGUCGUCGCAUUCUCAGACCAACCUGCCGACCCAGAUCAGGGCUUCUCCUACGCAAGCUCCGUCUCCCGAUCCAUCACUUGCCUUCUUACCAUCUACCACAUACGCCCAGCAGCAGCCCUCACCUCAUGUUGCUAGGACUCCUUCCGGUCCAACACCCUCCAAGUCAAAUAUUAGGCUGGAGUCUGUGCCUUCCGACGAAGUAGCAAUUGAUCCGCACGCCUUCUAUAGGCAAUACCAAGACCCUUUCACGAAUGCCUCUCCACAAGCCCUUCAUCAAGAAGCGAUACGAACGACGGUGUUUGAGGAUGAAGAUGAGAAAAAUGCUGCAACAAGGAAGUCGAGCUUUGCCUCAGCCCAGUCGAACGAGGAUCGGUUUCAAAGACCCUCCCGAAAUUCAACAGCGGGACGACGCCCGACCGUGAACACUCAGAACCUGCCAGGUGGCAGUUGGGAGAACAGUCCUGCCAGAACAUUGUUGAAAUCAAGAAAGGCUUCAUUCAAGGAUCUUGUCGCACGCUUUGAUGCCUCGCCGGAGGAGGUCCCGCCAUUACCGACACAGUUCAUCACGCGGCCAGCUUCAAGAACUGCAAGUCCGAUGCCGUAUUCGACAAUUGAUCCCUCAAAUUCCUAUGGAAGCACUGUCCCCCAGUCAAAGCGCUCAGAGCCUAGGCUAUCGGAGUCUAUGAGAAGGAUGUCACCCAGUUACGGAAUUCGCCCUCCGACAGCUAUUCCCCGUGGCCGGAAUAGAGGAGCGUCAUUGGCGUCUGCCUCAACUCCCGCUGCUGACCCGGUUCAAUCUGCGGGUCCUGGGCGUAAGCUUUUGUUCGGAGAAGUCAUCCCAUCAACAUCAAAACUUCCAGCGGCAGGUUAUGGCAUCCACAAUGCUCGUAGAAGAAGAGGCUCAGAGGGAUCACCAAUGCAUAGUCCGAACCCGAUGUUUCCAUCGAGCACCGCCGACCCCCAGCGGUCACUCCAUUCGGCCACUGGUCAAGAUCCUGCGCAGGCAUAUUCGGUGGUAGACAGGACUAUUCCAUCUGCUAAUGCCGCUGGCACGGGCUCAAACCACCGGCGAGCACAGAGUGAUCUCCCUGGACCAUCAUCGAAAUCCGGCCGCGACGCAAACUCGCCCGUCAUGAGACGAGAGCGCAUGGAUUCUUCACCUCAGGGUAAUGCACAAUCGCGCAUUCCUAUCAGUGUGCGGCACAAUCGUAAUUUAUCAGAGCCGACAAGCAUCUCUCCAACGACUGGAUCAAGUUCACAGCUGCCACUACGAAUGAAUGGGCACCGCCAGUCGCCGGCAAGCCUUACUCCGUACACGGACAGGAAACCUCCAAGCCCUCGCCGAGGGCCUCGAUCUCAGAUUCAGAUAAAGAGCCCCGGGCCAAAGUCGGGAGGAGGCACCAGUGAGAAGAGCCCUUCAUUGAGGGCGAACAUCAUUGCCCCUCCACCAAAGAUUUCACCCCCGCUUCGAAGUUCAAGACCACGUUUGCCUGUAUCAAGUGCAACGACUGCUGCGUCUCGAGCAAAGAUGGCCGAGAAGUUUCAGACAAUGGCUAAGCAACAAAGCGAUAGCAAAGCAUAUAGGCGACAGAGACCUCCCGAACUUACUGAUAUUGACCUUAAGGCUCGGCGACUGAAAAUCACACAAGCCUUGACUAGGUCAAAGGAGGGCCAGGAUCUGAACGGCGGGUUAGUUUCUUUGCGGACAACCUCGACGUCGACCAGUCGGAACAAUAGUAUUGCUCUUUCAGACGACAGUGAUAAGCCCGAGGCUUCCACUCCAGCGAAUAUCGAGAUACCUGCUGUCGUCGUUGAUGAACCGGCCCCUAUCCAAGACGCUCCCGAAGAACAUGCCUUCUACACUCAGGAUCGGCGAGUUGUAGACGAUCGGCGAGCCUUUACCCAAAAUGCGCUUCAAAUUGUAGAUGGAGGCACACCCCAAACAUUGGAUGAGGUUGACUCUCCAACACUUGGUCAUACUGGCUCGGCAUUCACCAGCAUACCAUACAGCCUCGAUACCCAUCUGCAAUCUGGAAACGAUGAUCAAGACCCGCGCUCUGCUGUCACCCAAGGGACUGCCAAUACGGAAGCCACAAUGAUAGAUGCCGAACCACAGGCUGACGAGCCUGAACUUCAGCCAACGCAGUCUCUCCUAGACCAGAUAAGUAUCCUUAGGAGUUAUGGUUCCAGAUCGCCAUUGUCUCCUGAUUCACAUGCAUCAGGCGAUAAUUCUGAUCAUGCUGAUGGGGUUUCUGUUAAUCUUAUGUUGCGAGAAACGACAUACUUGGAUGAUGAUGAAGCGGCCGAAAAGGGUUACCGACCAUUACUACCUCCAUCAGAGCCAUUACCAAUGCCACCUACGUUCCACAGAAGCUCCUGGACGUCAUCUUUGACCACCGACCACCGCAAUUCAGAUACUGAUGAAGUUGGCAUUGAUAAAAAUGCAACUCACCAUUCAGACAAAGGGGCCGUAGAAGCAGGAUCCGACAGCUUUUCCGAUGUUGACCAGUCCAGUGUUGAAGGCUCGACUGGAGAAGCGUAUGCCACAGAUGCAUACACAAUUGUUAAUAUCGUGUUGCAGCAGCGAACACCAUCUGGAGUUGUCGAUCAACAGCUUGUGGAUGAUAUUUACCAUCGCAUAAUUCAAGCUUCCCCAGAUUUAGUCGAUGCUGAAAGCGUCGAUGAAGCAAAAGUGAGAGCUUUGUGUCUUCAAGAACUAGAUGACCACAGUCUGCACUGGGACCAACAGGUAACCCCACCGCCGCCAGCCGAAGAGGCCCAGCAUGAAGCUUCGUUAAGCGCGGAACCAGAUCUAAACAACGGUAAAUCUGGAACACAGACCAUCACUGCAAGCCCACCCACGACUGGCGUUGCCGCACCUAACCCACCUCAGAGUUACCGAUCUCACCACCGGUAUAAGUCUAGUCUGGACAGCGCUGAGGAUUGGGCGGACACCUCACCUUCGGUCACAGAUUGGAUUCAGUUCGCACUUAAAUCUCCAAAGGACGGCCAACAUCGGCAACAACAACAGUCACUACUGGCAAACGAAACAUUUCGUACUGAUGGAGCAAAGACUCAAGAGGGCUUGGAUCAGAGACAGGCUCCCAAUGAACCAAGCAGAAGCGAAUUCAUGGAGAUAGUGACUGGCCGGGACAUACCGCGGCCACCAUCGCACUCGCCUCCCCCACCCCCGGCUGCCUUCAUGCCAUCGAUUGCUCAGACGUCUUGGUCCGCGCCUGUCGGAGUGGCGGCUCCAAGCAUGCCAGCUGCUCCACCUUCAAGACCACUCACAGCUGUCUCGCAGAUGUCGGCGAGGUCAAGCAUUGAUCAACAAGGAAUGUCGACUGAGUCCCCUGCGACCAGACCUUCUACGGAUGAUCAAACACCGGAGCAACGUCGUCUCAAUAAACGGCGGUAUGUUCUCAAAGAGCUCGUAGAUACGGAGUACACUUACGAACGGGACAUGCGAGUGUUAUGUGACAUCUAUAAGCAGACAGCUGUGGCGGCAAUAUCCGAGGAAGACAUCAAGAUCAUCUUCGGGAAUGUCGAUAUUGUACAGCAAUUUUCGAAGGAUUUCCUCGGCCUCCUGAAGCAGGUGGUCAAACCAGCCUAUGUGAUGGAAAAAGUGGACCGACGCAAAGAUGGAAAUCGUUCCUCGACAGUACAAAGCUCGGCCGCUUCAAUGGAUGGUGUUAUCGACAUGAGCGAUGGAGACAAAGACGAACUUACCAGAGUUGGUCAAGCCUUCGAGGCCUCCAUGGGUGAUAUGGAGAAGGUCUACACCGAGUAUAUUCGGACCCGACAUGCUGCAAACAAGAGACUAGAGGUUUUACAAUCUGACUCAGCAGCACGAGAAUGGCUGAAGGAGUGCAAGGAGAACUCGACUGAUAUCACAAACGCUUGGAGUCUAGAUGCCCUUCUUGUCAAGCCAAUCCAGCGAAUUACCAAGUACCCUCUUCUAUUGAUGCAGCUUGUGGAUACCACACCAGAUAACCACCCUGACGCAAGCUUCUUGCGACGAGCUCUGGUUGAAGUGACCGAGAUCAAUAUACGCAUCAAUGAAGUCAAGAAGCACACGGAGUUGGUUGAUCAGGUUCUAAACAGGAAGCGUAAGGACUCUGAUGUUCGCAAUGGAUUGACAAAAGCAUUCGGACGCCGUGCGGAAAAAUUGAGGCAGAAUAUGGGUAUCAAUGAGAUGUUUGAGGACGAAGAAUACGCCAAAUUGAAGAUCAAAUAUGACAACAACAUUGCACAUCUGUUUCUCGUCUCCAAGGACUGCCAGGGGUAUAUUGAAGCCAUAACCAAAUGGGUUACGCGCAUGUGCGAGCUGGCAGCGGCAGCUGAGGCGUGGGUCGACGUUGGGCAUACCCAUUAUCCGGAAGCUGAGAGCAAACUUCGACAAUUCGCGAUUGUGGUUCGAGGCAUCAACUCAAUAGCCUUGCCAGAUCAUAUUGACCAGGUGAAUCGUCGCGUCAUUAGUCCGAUGGAAAAGACCGCGACCAUGCUGGAGAGAUUCCAGACCGACCCGAAAGGACUCGUGGCCAAGCGAGACAAACGACUGCUGGACUACAACCAAUUUAAGAACAAGAAGGAUAGGGGCGAAAAAAUCGACAAGAAGAUGACUGAACGCAUGGAGCAGUGGGAAGCACUCAACCUUGAGGCAAAAGAAAGAAAGAAACGGCUGCUCAAGUCCACUGCCGACUUGGUCCUCUCGUGUCAACAAAACCUUCUUGGACUUCACCUAAAUUGGCUGGCAAUGUGCAAGCAGAAGUUCUCUGCAGCGAUGGAAAUUUCUCUCGACAAAGUCAAGCCGGAGGAAAUCGUCAAAGACUGGCAAGAGGAUUUUGAGUACCAUGAAGAACAGAUACUCAUGUUGAGUAUUUGCAACGGCUCUUUGUUGGCUGAAGCAGGCAAUCUGCUCUCUUUCUUGACACCUGGGACGACAUUGCUCGGCGACGAUUCCCCUCGACAGCCUUCGUGGAACAGUGGGCAUAAAGGGCGAUCGAUAUCUAUCAACGAUGACACGUUAACGUUCAGUUCAAGCCAACGACAAAGCGAAGGUCUGAUGAGUUCACAUAGUAAUGACCAGAGUGAGCCGAGCUCGUUCAGUUUUGUCAAUGGCCGGAUACGAGCCACCUCGGCAGCGUCUGGAAGACUCCCCAAAACCCCAGAGACUGGUUCUCGCGGAGCACCUUCUGUCCAUACUGUUCACAGCACUAGUGCGUCUCGACCAGGCACUAGCCCAGGGCUGCCUGAAGUACCUGCUCCUCGAUUAAGCCUGGACGUGGCAUCACCUUCCAUCGGACCCUUGUUGUCAGAUUCACCUCAGGCCAAUAGACACAUGUCUUCAUCGACAUUUUAUUCUGCGGCGCCGGAACCCAAUCAAUCACAGACUCAGCUGGCACCCAGUGGUGGUAACAUCUUUUCCUCGGCCAUGCCUAUGGACGAUAACAACAGACCACAGGAAGAGGACGGAACGACGGGCCCUACGCGUGAGCCAGGAGUUCUGUUCACGGCGGCAAGUGUGUAUGAAUUCAACAUUGAUCGGUCACGUCAACAGGGUGGAUUUCGCUAUCUCACAUACAUGCCUGGUGAGAUCUUCGAUGUGAUUGCUGAAAAUGGAGAACUUUGGUUAGCCAUCAAUCAAGACGAUGAGAGCAGAGAGAUUGGCUGGAUCUGGAACAAGCACUUUGCCAAACUGGCAGAGUAGCGACGUGGAGAUGUAUGCGGAAACUUAUAAAUGAGUGAGAUGGUAUACUCACUCAUGCGACCACUCUUGGAUAAUCUGUCUGCAUGACGGAUGGGAAUCAUCACUUUCUAAGAAUACCAACGCGCCUGAUGGUAUUACUUUUUUCUCUCUUUUUAUUUUCAUCAGCACGCUGUCAUCAGCUCGGGGUUCAACAGCAAGCAUGACCAAAAGUGCAUGUACAGUGGGACCUCGCUAGGAGAUGGAUGGUGGGUGGGCUCACUGGACAAUUUUCAAAGGUACUUUUUGUUUUCUAUCGAGCGUUCGAGCGGGCUUUAAAACUAGGCGUCGGAUGGAAAGGGAUCUUGAGAACAACAGAGAUGUACAUUACUAAGCGAUGAUGAUGACCUGAGAGUUGAAGAUGUAAAUUGGAUGAGACAGCGAGAGAGCGAGCAAGGACUUAUUAGUGCUUUGCGAGGACAUGGUAGAAGAAGACAGCGCUCAUGCAAAAUGCCAUUAUCUCUUGU